UGUUUUGGGUGGAAGAAAGGCGAUCGGUGUGCGUUCGGUGGAAGAGACGCUGAGGGUGGUGCAAAGCAACGUCGUAGUUUGCUGCUGCAUCUGGUGCAUAUCAACGAAAAGAAAAUUUCUUCCGGAAUAAUCCAAAAGUCCGGAAUUCGGUUCCGGUUUCGGUGAAGUGUGUUUUGCUUUUGUGACACGGAAUAAACCUCGAAAAAGAUUGUGGACGCGUUGAUUGAACUACCGGACGACGAGAUUGCUGCGGCCAGGCCUUUGGAUGUGCUGUGUUGUUCGCUGUGCUGCGUCAACGGGCCAUCGUCGUCACCAGCGAUGAGCAGCCAGAGUCAUAAGAUGUCCGGUCCUCACGCGUCGUGUUCCAGUACCAAAACCGCUGUCGAAGAGAUCGAACUCACGGCCAGAUUCAGCGAACAGAUGGCUCAGCUCUGCAUGUCCUACGACUACUCGGACGUAACAUUCAUCGUCGAAGACGAGAAACUGCCCGCCCAUCGGGUUAUCCUGGCCGCCCGUAGCGAGUACUUCCGGGCCUUGCUCUACGGUGGCCUGUCCGAAUCGACCCAGAAUGAGAUUCAUCUGAAAAUACCGUUGAAGGCUUUCAAGGCCCUGCUGAAGUACAUCUAUUCCGGGAGCAUGUCCCUUGCGCAGAUGAAAGAGGAAAACAUACUGGACACGUUGGGGUUGGCUAAUCAGUACGGCUUCACGGAUCUGGAGAUUGCUAUCUCGGACUACCUACGGCAGGUCCUGUCGUUGAACAACGUCUGCGCCAUUAUGGAUGCGGCCAAGCUGUUCGAUCUGGAGGGUCUCACCAGUGUGUGUCACGCCUUCAUGGACCGCAACGCGGAAGCCAUUCUCCAGCAUGAGUCGUUCAAGAACCUCUCGCAGGACGCCAUCUGCAGUCUACUGCAGAGGGAUUCGUUCUUUGCCCCGGAGGUGCAAAUCUUCCAGGCCGUGCACGAUUGGUGCAAGUGUAAUUCGGACGGCGAAAGCAUCGAGACGGUGGUCUCCAUGGUGAGGUUCUCGCUGAUGACGCUGGAGCAGCUGCUGCACGUGGUUCGGCCGUCCGGGAUCCUGAAUCCGGACCGUUUGCUGGAUGCGAUUGCCGAGAAGAUUGCGUCCACGCAGUUGCCAUACCGAGGGGCUUUGUGGCCUGAGGAGAAUGUCGCUUGCAACAAGUUCAACUCUCGUACGAUCCAGGGCGAGCUGCGAUCGGCCCUGCUGGAUGGGGACACCAUUUCCUACGACAUGGAAAAGGGCUACACUCGGCACUCCAUCAGCGACAAUGGCGAUUCCCAGGGCAUCGUCGUGGAGCUGGGAAAGCUGUUCAUCAUCAAUCACAUCAAGAUACUGUUGUGGGAUCGGGACACCCGGUCGUACUCGUACUACGUGGAAGUCUCGGUCAAUCAAACCAACUGGGACCGGGUUGUGGACCACACGGAUUACUACUGCCGCUCAUGGCAGUACCUCUAUUUCCCCUCGCGAGCCGUGCGCUACAUUCGGUUGAUCGGAACGCACAAUACGGUGAAUAAGGUCUUCCACGUUGUCGCACUGGAGGCGAUGUUCACCGAGAAGACAACUCCGGUCGUGAAUGGCAUUGUGGCACCCAGCUACAACGUGGCCACCGUUGAUCGGAGCGCCACCGUGGUCGAAGGCGUCAGUCGCACCCGAAAUGUGCUACUCAAUGGAGACGUCAAGAACUACGACUGGGAUUCGGGUUACACCUGCCAUCAGCUGGGCAGCGGGGUCAUCUUGGUCCAGCUGGGACAGCCCUACUGGAUCGGUUCGCUACGGUUGCUGCUAUGGGAUUGCGACGAUCGCUCGUACAGCUUCUACAUCGAAAGCUCGACCAAUCUGAAACAGUGGGACAUGAUCGUCGACAUGCGGAAAGACCGGGCGAAGUCGUGGCAACACUUUGUGUUUGAUCCCAGGGUGGUGGUCUACAUCAAAAUCGUCGGCACGUACAAUACGGCUAAUGAGAUUUUCCACUGCGUCCACUUCGAGUGCCCCUCGCAGGACCCCAAAUAUCUGAAGAGUGAUGCCCGCGAUGGGCUCCUGUCGCUGGCCCUGGCUGCCGCAAGCAAUGGCAAUAAUCCGCUCUCGGGAGCAGCCGGUCUGCUGGCGCAGGAAAUGUACGGCGUUGCGGGUGGCGAAGGCGCUGCAGGAGGACUCGCGGCAGUUCUGGAACCACAGCCCAGCACCAGUCGAGAGAGCACCGUUAGCACCCGAGAAUUGGUAGAUUAGAGGAAGGGUCACAUUGGCGGGAAGGGAGAGUUAUUCGUUCUAUAUAUCUAUAUAGGAACGUAACUAAUUAUUUAUCUACUUUUGCUACUCUUACCCACAAAACAGCUCUAAUCACUAAUAUAGCCGAGCUGCUUACUCGAAGAAACGAGUGGAUGAGAAGAUGGUUACAGUGAAUAAUGGUUUGCGAUUUGAGAAAAGGGGAAUUCUAAAAGACUGUGAAAACUGUUCGCAUAAUUUAUGAUAAUGGCACACAAACUGCGGUUGUCUAUAAACCAUAAAGUCCUAUUAUUGAAAUCUCAUACCUCCUUCACCUCGUGACUGUUUCCUCAAUAAAAAAUACUUAGAAAAAUUAUAUGGACCGUAGUCUAUUCGUAAGUAGGGCCACGUGGUUUAUGGAAACAGAGUUAGCCCUAAUUUUAAACUAUGCGAAAUCUGUCGUUGGAGUUUCGUUAUGAUGAGUAUAGCUACAAUAUCGUACCUAUGGCAUACCCCUUUUCUUCACUAAUGCACACAUUAGCCUUGGUAGAUUGUGUAUCUAAUUAUUUAUUUUUUUAUAGAAUCGCUUUAAAUUCCAGUGUAGGAUGGUUUUUGUUUUAUUUCGAGAUGAACAUAAUAAACUGAAAAAAUAUAUAACGCGAUUGUUUUAACUCCUAAA
Messenger RNA from Aedes aegypti (yellow fever mosquito), 2899 nucleotides. Its product is annotated as BTB/POZ domain-containing protein 9. Bases 319 to 2244 code for a protein of 641 amino acids. The transcript is spliced from 4 exons. The record is from RefSeq and is a predicted model, not a curated record. Gene Ontology annotation, molecular function: protein binding. NCBI's taxonomy places the organism in Eukaryota, Metazoa, Arthropoda, Insecta, Diptera, Culicidae. Gene Ontology annotation, biological process: adult locomotory behavior; circadian behavior; modulation of chemical synaptic transmission.